This is a messenger RNA of Diuraphis noxia (Russian wheat aphid), 1008 nucleotides long. RefSeq lists its product as uncharacterized. The record is from RefSeq and is a predicted model, not a curated record. NCBI's taxonomy places the organism in Eukaryota, Metazoa, Arthropoda, Insecta, Hemiptera, Aphididae.
AUGCUCCAAUAUCUAGGAUCGUUUGAUUGGGAAAAUACCUUUUCGCUUUAUUCAGUUGAUGAUUCUACUGUUGUCUUUAAUGAUGCACUUCCAAGCUCCAUAAAUAAGUUUGUCCCCGUUAAAGUAUUUUCGCCUUCUAAAUGUCCUAAAUGGACAUCCAGUAUUCUCAAAAAUCUCAUAAUAAACAAGAAGAAAGCCCAUGCAGUUUAUAAGCGAACCAAGUUGAUAUCUGAUCAUCUUGUUUUCUCUGAAUAUAGAGCAAAAGUUGAUUACUCUGCUCAUAUUAGUCAUGCCGAGGAGGCUCUAUCAUMUUCCCCCUCCAAAUUCUGGAAAUUUUUAAAUAAUCUAWAACAGAAACCUCCAAUUCCGUCAUCACUCCAUCUCGGUAAUAUUACUUCAAAUACUCCAACUGAAUCAGCUAAUCUGUUUUCAACUCAUUUCUCCUCGACGUUCAAUUCCUCGGUUCUCCAACUUUCRCCAUUUACUGGCUCAUCCGAUUACUUAUSUUAUKAACUGCCUUCCGAUAUAACGUUUACUGUCGACGAUGUUUUUUCCGCUCUUAAAACGUUAAAAAAUACUUACUCUAAUGGCCCAGAUGACAUAUCCGCUCAAUGUUUGUACAAUUGUCGUUUUUCUAUUGCUUACCCAAUUUAUUUACUAUUCAGGCGUUCAUUAGAUUUAGGCAUAUUCCCCAUGAUCGGGAAAAUAUCCUCUAUAACACCGGUUUUGAAAUCUGGUGACGCCUCUGAUAUCCAAAACUGCAGGCCAAUUUCUAUAAUACCACAUAUUGGUAAAUUAUUUGAAUCGAUAGUAUACUCCAGAAUAAAGCGUAUUCUUAAUCAUCUUAUUAUAAGUGAGCAGCAUGGUUUUAGAUCAAAUAAAUCAACCGUAACUAGUGGUGUUGCAUCUUCUUAUUUAUCAGAAGUUAUCGAACACAGAGGUCGAGUAGAUGAAUCAUUACAAACUUUAAUAAAGCAUUUGAAACAGUCGACCACGAUUGCCUUAUAA